This is a messenger RNA of Cyprinus carpio (common carp), 1199 nucleotides long. Its product is annotated as ankyrin repeat and SOCS box protein 15-like. Gene Ontology annotation, molecular function: protein binding. Lineage: Eukaryota; Metazoa; Chordata; Actinopteri; Cypriniformes; Cyprinidae. The coding region runs from base 519 to 1199 and encodes 226 amino acids. The record is from RefSeq and is a predicted model, not a curated record. Gene Ontology annotation, biological process: ubiquitin-dependent protein catabolic process; protein ubiquitination. Gene Ontology annotation, cellular component: ubiquitin ligase complex. The transcript has 6 exons.
CCUGCACAUUGAGCACAUAAACACACACACAUAAAGCUGAACAUCAUGAAACAAUCCUCGUUCAGAUAAUGUGUGUUUGUAUCUGUAUUGUGCAGAUUUGUAUGUCUUCUGUCUAGGUUUUAAGAAAGCAAAUUAAAGACCAUGUGUGCCCGUGAACCGCAACACGUGAGGAAACUCAAACCCUUUUUGCCUUGUCGUGUCAAAGUGACCCGCAUUCUUAGAGUGUCAAGAAUGCGUCAGCACUAAAUAUAUCCUCCAGGACCUGUGAAGAAACAUUCAGUCCGUUUUGCAGCGCUGCAAGGUGCAUGAGAUUUCUUCUGAUAGUUAAUUAAAAAGUUUCAGUGCAGAUUCACAGUGACAACUGUGUUUUGUAAUCCAUCUGCAUGACUCGGGUUUUCAUCGAGAUUGGAGUUUUGUUCAUGUGUGCAUCUUUUUGAGCUCUGAAACGACAAUGGACUACAUGGAAUAAAUAGAUGAAGAUCAGCUCAUUGAGUUUGUUAUUCAAAUAAGCCUCCAAGAUGCUUGCAGUCUCUGUUUUGAACGUAUCACAAAGGACUUUGGAAACAGUCAGUGAUGAAAACCUCAAGGUUUUAUCUGCAAUAGAUCAAGGUGACGUGUUUGCACUGAGGCGCUUGCACAAGUACAGUGAUGCCUUUAAGGAAAGAGACAGCAGAGGUUGGCUUCCGAUGCACAGAGCGUCUGUCCAGCCUGAUGUCUAUGUGUUGGAUUGCGUCCUCCUGGCAUCUCAUGAGCUGAGCAUGGAGGAGAUGACAUUCGAUGGAGACACCGCUCUGACACUGGCUUGUCAAGCAGGGCAUGUGCAGAGCGUAAAAGUUCUUCUCCAACACGGAGCAUCUCCACACAACCCCAACAGCAGGAAUGAGACUCCACUACUUCUGGCUGUGAGGGUAAACUCUUAUGAAAUGGUAUAUACACUGAUAAUGGGAGGCGCCUUCGUGAGGCAGCUGUGUUUGAAGAAGUGGACAGUCACCCAUGAGGCUGCUAAGGUGGGCUGCGUGGACAUCCUGAUGCUGUUGCUGAGACAAGGGGGGAAGGUGAUGGGACGGGACGGGCAUGGGGUCACACCGCUGGGCAUCGCUGCAGAGUACGGACAUCCGGAAAUACUCUCAAUCCUUAUCCAAAAUGGUAAGUCAGAGGUUGCUGGUUCAAUCCCAGCCAGGUCUCUGCGAUACGAGUGA